Capsicum annuum is the source of this 2127-nucleotide messenger RNA. Its product is annotated as bifunctional TH2 protein, mitochondrial. Gene Ontology annotation, cellular component: cytosol. NCBI's taxonomy places the organism in Eukaryota, Viridiplantae, Streptophyta, Magnoliopsida, Solanales, Solanaceae. The record is from RefSeq and is a predicted model, not a curated record. Bases 103 to 1794 code for a protein of 563 amino acids. The transcript has 6 exons.
ACAAAAAAAAACACAGUAAAAAAAGCCAAAAAUUUCAAGAAUUCCAUUUUUUCUUUGAUCACCCACGUACCCCACCCCUACCCCACCCCCACCACCCCAACAAUGGCUGCAGCUAAGAAUAUAUCCAUAGAAGAAACUGUUGAAAUAGCUAGAAAAUGUUGGUUUAAGUUCAAGAAAGUGUCAAUUCUUGCACUUUAUACUCCAUUUGUUGUUUGUUUAGCUUCUGGAACUUUAAAGAUUGAAACUUUACAGCAUUUCAUAGCUCAAAAUUCUUAUUACCUCAAAGCAUUUGCUAAAGGAUAUGAAGCUGCAAUAGAGUGUACUGACGAUGAUGAUGCAAAGGUUGGCCUUAGUGAAAUGAGGAAAAAUGUCAUGAAAGAACUCGAGAUGCAAGAUACGGUUAUUCAAGAGUGGGACUCCGAUAUGGUCAAGAAGUGUGCUCUAAACCCGGGAACAGUCAAAUACACGGAUUUCUUACUGGCUACAACCUCAGGAAAGAUUGAAGGAGUAAAAACUGCUACACUUGCUACACCGUUCGAGAGAACUAAGUUGGCAGCUUAUAUCCUUGGUGCUAUGGUUCCCGGCAUUAGGCUUUAUGCUUACCUUGGUAAGGAGCUACUGGUGUUUCUUGCGGGAGAAACAACUCAUCCGUAUAAGAGAAUAAUUGAAAAUUAUGCAUCUGAAGGUUUCGAGGGAUUGGCGCUGCAAAAUGAGAGCUGGUUGGACAAACUAAGCGUCUCUUUGACAGGCGAAGAGCUCGACAUCAUUGAGAAGCUUUAUCAGCAAGCAAUGAAACUUGAAUUGGGGUUCCUGUUAGCGCAGCCACUUGAUCAGAAAUCCGUCAUCCCUAUAUCAAGAGAGCACAAUCCUUCUGAAGAACGGCUUGUGAUAUUCUUUAAUUUUGAUAUGACAUGCACGGCUGUUGAUUCUUCAGCCAUCUUGGCAGAAAUUGCAAUUAUAUCAGCACCAAAAUCUGGUGAAAAUCAACCGGAGAAUGAACUUGUUAGAUUGUCGUCAGCAGAUUUGAGAAGUACGUGGGAAGAUCUUUCUAAGCAGUAUACCGAAGAAUAUGAGCAAUGCAUAGACACAAUGUUGCUCGGUGAAAAAGCUGAAAAUUUUGAUUACGAAAGGCUGCAUAAAGCGCUUGAGCAGCUUUCAGAUUUUGAGAAAAGAGCUAAUACGAGGGUGAGUGAAUCUGGUGUACUGAAAGGGCUGAACCUUGAAGACAUAAAGCGAGCUGGGGAGCGGAUGAUUCUUCGGGAUGGUUGUAACAACUUUUUCCACAGCAUAAUAAAAAACGAACAGUUGAAUGCAGACAUUCAUGUCCUCUCCUAUUGUUGGUGCGGUGACCUUAUAAGGUCUGCGUUUUCAUCAGGCGUUCUGGAUGUUCUGAAUGUGCACGCCAACGAGUUUAUAUUCGAAGAAAAUCUAUCCACCGGUGAAAUUGUCAAGAAAGUCGAAUCUCCCAUCGACAAGAUUCAAGCGUUCAGUAAGAUUUUAAACAACUGCAGCAGCGACAAAAAGAAUCUAACAGUUCACGUUGGGGAUACCGCGAGUGAUUUGCUUUGCUUGCUACAAGCAGAUAUCGGCAUUGUGCUUAAUCCAAGCUCAAGUCUGACGAGAGUUGGAAAUCAUUUUGGCGUCUCUUUUAUCCCGCUGUUCCCUGGCAUCGUUGAGAAACAGAAGAUUUCUGCUGCAGGAGACGACUCAUCUCGCUGGAACAGACUCUCCGGUGUUCUCUAUACCGUUUCUAGCUGGUCUGAGAUUCACGCGUUCAUACUGGGGUCGAUGUAGAACCUUUUUUUUCAACUCACAAACUCGUCGUGUUAACUAGGGAAGUACAGACAAAUCAUAGAUAGUGAUAGAGAUCAUACAUACAGCUUGGUGGUAAGUUUUAUUGCAGGCCACAUAUCAGCUCUCUUCAGUAAGUGUAAAAUCGUCGCGCGCGAGGAAGUUGGUGUUCACAACAAUAUUGUUAUAUGGUUGUUAAAGAUUCUUGCUUUUUAGUACCAAGGCAAGGCAAUAAUUGUAUUACUAGCUGAAAAUUUUGUACCUGCUUAACUUGUUUUUGGUUCUGCAGCUAUUAUGAACAAAAGUACUAUUGAUAAAUGCAUAAGACAUUUUCUA